AUGCGUGGUUUAGGAGCCACAUUGCUUCAAAGUAAAGGUCCUGUGGAGUAUCGAAAUAAAAUCCUCUCAGAGACAGAACGUCGCUAUUCCAAUAUUGAACGGGAGACGCUUAGUAUUGUUUACGGUUUAGAGAAAUUCCAAUACUAUGCAUACGGUCGGCAUGUGACAGUCGAGACAGAUCACAAACCUUUGGAGGCUAUCUUCAAGAAACAUCUAUCCUGUGCACAGCCACGUAUAGCCAGAAUGAUGCUACGUAUCCAGAAAUAUGACGUAGUGAUCAAAUACGUUCCGGGGAAAGAAAUACCAUUGGCCGACGCACUGUCAUGA
This is a messenger RNA of Paramuricea clavata, 327 nucleotides long. The record is from the annotation of a GenBank genome assembly. Lineage: Eukaryota; Metazoa; Cnidaria; Anthozoa; Malacalcyonacea; Plexauridae.